Molecule: messenger RNA, 276 nt
Organism: Pyricularia oryzae 70-15
Lineage: Eukaryota; Fungi; Ascomycota; Sordariomycetes; Magnaporthales; Pyriculariaceae
Exons: 2
Coding region: 10-276 (88 amino acids)
Source: RefSeq, a predicted model, not a curated record
GAACAAGAAAUGAAGCUGUUCACUUUCAUCACCUGCCUCCUUGCAGCCAUAGCUCUAGCCCAACCAAUCCUGGAGGAAACAAUGAGCAGCAGCAACAACGGCACAUCAACGUCACACAGUGCUGUUUCCCUCGACAGCGUCGAGGAACCUCCCAAGAAGCAACCAAAAUGUCCGGUUGAUCCUUGCGAUGGGGCCUGCAACUUUUGGGCUGUGCUUUUCACCUGGGGCGCCAGUUGUGUCAUUUGCGGACUUCAUCACCGCAAUUGCUAUAACUGA